This is a messenger RNA of Serinus canaria (Common canary), 3229 nucleotides long. RefSeq names its product calcium homeostasis modulator family member 2 (gene CALHM2). The transcript is spliced from 3 exons. The coding region runs from base 757 to 1716 and encodes 319 amino acids. Gene Ontology annotation, molecular function: monoatomic cation channel activity. The record is from RefSeq and is a predicted model, not a curated record. Lineage: Eukaryota; Metazoa; Chordata; Aves; Passeriformes; Fringillidae.
CACAACCUCAGCUGUGCACAGAGCAGAAGCCAAGCGCCUGCUCUUUGCCCCACCCAAGCUCAGAGCCCGAGAACAACCUCCUCCCUCUUCCCAAAAGCCAACAGCAGAGAGCAUGCUUCAAACUGAAUAAGGAAGCCUUUGCAAACUGUUAAGGCUACUUUCAAAAGCUUCCACUUCGCCCAUCAGACCAGCCUUGGCAGCAUCCCAACUCCUGCACAGCCCUGUGUGCUGCUGGAAAUCCCCCACAACCAGAGCCUGAGUGAAAAAACACAGGAAGGGCUGAGAAGGCUCCAGAACUGGUUUCAACAACUUUUCAAGUUUGGGUGAUCAUCAAGAGUUUGCCAGUGAUGCUGACAAUAAUUGCCUCUUUGACAGGUGACUAAGACCAAGCAGAAGGAAAGAGGACAAAUGUGCAAUUGAGAGGGACAGAAAGGUAUGUCCCACUUGUCAUCUUUGCUGUAAUGAAGCUUUUGGAGGACUUAGUGGGAAACUAAAAUGGCUGAGGUUUCACAUACUGCUUAGGCAAAGUCCCUUUUCAGCCCCUUUUGAAGUAUCCCUGGUAUCAGCAACCAGCUCCAGAGGCUGGGACACCAGGUGGAAGGAAGGGACACCAGGGAAGGUGUCUUGCUCCUGGAACAGCUCCUUGCACCUCAGCUAGCGCCAGGCCAUUUCAUCCCCCACUGGAGUGUUCCUCGGUGCUGGGGGCUGAGCCAGCACAGCCCCACUGCAGCACACACCUCUCAGCCUCCGGACGAGAUGGCCGCCCUCAUCGCUGAGAACUUCCGCUUCCUCUCCUUGUUCUUCAAGAGCAAAGAUGUGAUGAUUUUCAAUGGUUUGGUGGCCCUGGGCACGGUGGGGAGCGAGGAGCUCUUCUCAGUCGUUGCCUUUCACUGCCCCUGCUCCCCUGCCCGCAACUACAUCUAUGGGCUGGCUGCCAUCGGUGUCCCGGCCCUGGCCCUCUUCCUCAUUGGUGUCAUCUGGAACAAUCACACCUGGAACCUGGUGGCCGAGUGCCACAAGCGUGGCGUCAAGAACUUCUCUGCUGCUGCCACCUUCCUCCUCUUCGGCUCCAUCAUGGGCCGAGCGUCCGUGGCACCCAUCACUUGGUCGGUCAUCUCGCUGCUGCGUGGGGAAGCUUACAUCUGUGCCCUCAGCGAGUUUGUCAAGCCAUCCUCCCUGGACAAGCUUCCAGCUGAGUACGGGGCCGAGGUGCUGGCCAAGAUCCCCUGUAGAGACGUCCCCGCAAACCUCACCAAGUUCAGGGACGAGGUGACCCGGAGGCUGAGAUACGAGUCCCAGCUCUUUGGCUGGCUGCUCAUCGGCAUCGUUGCGGUCCUGGUUUUCCUCACCAAGUGCCUGAAGCACUGCUGCUCGCCGCUGAGCUACCGGCAGGAGGCCUACUGGGCCCAGUACCGCUCCAACGAGGACAAGCUCUUCCGACGCACGGCCGAGGUCCACUCCAGGAUCCUGGCAGCCAAGAACGUGAAACAAUUCUUUGGCUUUGUGGCACUGGACAAGGAGGAGAAGGAGCUGGUGCAGGAGUUCCCGGUGGAGGGCGUCCAGCCGAGCCCCCAGUGGAAUGCCAUCACAGGUGUCUACAUCUACCGAGAGAACAAGGGCUUCCCCCUCUACAGCCGCCUCCACAAAUGGGCCAAAGGGGUGGAAGGGAACGGGCCAACCCCAGAAGGCCAUGAACUGCUGUUUUUAGCUUCCUAAGACAGAUGUGCACCAGCAGUGCUUCCCCUGACUGCCUGGCAGGCCUUCCAGUAUCUGUGCUCAGCUGAGGGACGCACUGGGAACAUUCCUCCCGGCAGGAUUACUUCUAUCAGCAGGUAAAGAGGAAUCAACAGCCUCAAGGCACAGACUGAUAAGCAAUACCCUGAGCUGGGGAACCUCCCCCUCGGAGACAACAGUCUCACUGCUGCUCCCAGAGACACAGAGGAGCAGAUGCAGCCCUUACCUCCAGGUGGGACGCAAGAGAUGGGCACAUUUCUCACUGUGAUUCCUGCAGUCCCACUUGUCUCCCCCACAGCAGGGUUAGCCCCAGCCAUCCCAUACCUAUUUGAUUUAUUGACAUUGAUAUCUUCUUACACACUUGUGUGAUGCCUGUUACACAGGCAGGUCCCAGAGCACUUUACAGACUUUACAGUGCAGGUAAAAGAAGGAAGCAGUGGAUAAAUUCCUGAGGCAAGGAGGAUGUAAUGGCAUCUGGGAAGGAAUGGGUCAGUAAUAGCCACCAACCAAAUAACUGAGACACUAAAGCAGGAGGAAUCACCAAUAUUCCUGGUAUUCAGAAAGGCACUCUGUAAUUACCAAGUUGAAAUUUGGGUAAGACACCAAACUCCUUUUGUUCUUACUAAAGUGCCUGGCAAUCUCUAAUGAGCCCAAACUUCUCUGCUGCUGCCACCUCUGCUCCAAAUGAUCACCACCAAGAUUUUAUAAAUCCAGAGGAGGCACCAUCAGCAGAACAGCUUUGGGGCAAGGUAGCGAGGUGGAGACUGAAAGGAAUCAGUACCCACAGCACUGUCUGCAUCUCAUUGCAUUUGUCAUCCAACCAUCAGAUGAGAGUCCUUUGGGUUACAAGCUGCAGGACGACCUCAACCAGAAUUAGCUUUACAGAAAUGUAUGUACAAACAUACAUAUAGUGGAUAUACCACAUAACUGUCAUUAGUGUGUUGUAUUAAUGGAGCAUCUUUCUCAGAGGGGAAGGGGAUGAGAAAGCUGACAGCCCAAAGAGUAUAUUACAUUCACCCAUCUGCUGCACUGGGACUGCAGCCCUGGAGCAACAAGGGGACAGCAGGAAGAGAAUGGGGGAGCAGCCCUCUCCCUACACAUCUACCACUGAAUUUUCUAAAACUCUUUCCACUGCCUUAAUUGGCCCCUGGAGCACAUCUCUUUUAUAGACUUGGCCAUACUCUGAGAAAGCAAAACCAGAAAGGUGUAAAUUACUACCCUCACCAUGACACUGUGUGACUAUGGCUUCAAGGCUGCUCCUCUGGCUUUGCACAGUCCCUUUUCUCCCAGGGGUCAAUCCUGUGUACACUGUUUAAAGAGCUGGCAUGACAGAGAAGUUUGGUUUUCCUACUUGAACUCUUUUGUUAUAGAUACAAUUUCUUUUUACUCUGUGCCAUUUACCAAAAAGCCUUAAGCUGUUCAAAAAACAGCCCAAACCCACAAAACUCAGAGGGGCUUACACACAAGGAGAUUUGAAAUAAAUUAUUAAAUGAGA